CAUAUAUCAGUCUUAUAUCAUAUAGUAUAUCUUUUUAGUACUAUUAAUUACAAAGUUUGAAAAAUAGAAUGGCUAUAGGAAAUCUUGAGGUAGAUGUGGAAGUAAAGAGUAAUCCAGACAAGUUCUGGAAUAGCAUUAGGGAUUCAGAUAAGUUAUUUCCUCAAGCUUUUCCUGAGCUAUACAAAAGCAUUGAGAUUCUUGAAGGUGAUGGUAAAGCUGUUGGAUCUGUUCGUUUCGUCAAAUUUGCUGAAGGACUUCCAUUUCCUGUAACGAAAUCGAAGGAGAAGGUUGAAGUCGUGGAUGAGGCAAAGAAGACGGUAGGGUACUCCAUCCUAGAAGGCGAGGUGCUCGACUUCUACAAGAGUUUCAAGGCACAACUUGUAGUGGAGCCAAAGGGGGAAGGAAGCUUGGUGAAAUGGUCAUGUGAGUUUGAGAAGGCAAAAGAAGAUGCCCCUAAUCCUGAAAUCAUCUUCAAGGAGUUUGCUGUUAAAACUUUCAUGGACCUUGAUGAACAUCUCCUUAAGGCUUGAUUAAUUAUAUUAUAUGCUCCAUAUCAUACCAUAUGUACUACUACUAUAAAGUAACAAAAUCAAAAUUUCAACCCCUAGAGAAUAAAUACGUUGUCACCUAAUUUGCAUUAUAUGUAGACAUCAAGUUUGAUUAUGGAGUAUUAAUUUUAAUUA
Messenger RNA from Beta vulgaris subsp. vulgaris (sugar beet), 683 nucleotides. Its product is annotated as MLP-like protein 423. Bases 69 to 530 code for a protein of 153 amino acids. NCBI's taxonomy places the organism in Eukaryota, Viridiplantae, Streptophyta, Magnoliopsida, Caryophyllales, Amaranthaceae. The transcript has 2 exons. The record is from RefSeq and is a predicted model, not a curated record. Gene Ontology annotation, biological process: defense response.